Molecule: messenger RNA, 3103 nt
Organism: Periophthalmus magnuspinnatus
Lineage: Eukaryota; Metazoa; Chordata; Actinopteri; Gobiiformes; Gobiidae
Gene: angptl3
Product: angiopoietin-like 3
Exons: 7
Coding region: 70-1461 (463 amino acids)
Biological process (GO): triglyceride homeostasis; phospholipid homeostasis; cholesterol homeostasis
Source: RefSeq, a predicted model, not a curated record
GCUCACAGUUAGAAGUCUGGCCAUCAGAGCAACGCAAACACGCUAAUUUCCAUAGGCGAAGCUAGCGAGAUGAAGCUGCUGCUACUACUACUGCUAACUGUGGCUAUGUCAGUUGUUGUCCACAGCGAAGACAACCCAACGCUGCCUUCCAUGGCCCUCACCACGCCCCCACAUCCGACCCCCACAGAGGCGAAGUCGCGUUUUGCCCUGCUGGAUGACGUGCGGCUGCUGGCGAACGGCUUGCUUCAACUUGGGCAGAGUCUUCGGGAGUUUGUGCAUAAAACCAAAGCGCAAAUCAACGAUAUUUUCCAAAAGUUAAAUAUAUUCGAUCACUCGUUUUACCAGCUCUCCGUGGUUACGUCGGAGAUAAAAGAGGAAGAGGAGGAACUCAAAAGGACUACGAGUUAUCUCAAGGCGAACAACGAGGAGAUUCGAAAUUUGUCGCUGGAAAUUAACUCGAAGAUAAACAGCAUCCUGAUCGAGAGGGCGCAGCUGCAGAGCAAAGUGGGCAGUUUGGAGGAGAAGCUGAAGGGGUUGUCCCAGAUCAUGCUUCCUCCUGAACAAAUAGGUGAAAUAUCCACACUCAAGGAAGUGAUCGAGGCCCAAGAGAAAACUAUUACAAGUCUUCUGAACGCAGUGAAGGAGCAACACGAACAGCUCGACAACCAAAAACAUAAAAUCAAAAAUCUGGAGGAAAAGCUCAACAACGACAACUUUCAAGAUACUAUGGAAAAGUCCAUGGAUUCUGACCCUUCAUCUUUGGACACGUUUGAGUACCUGACGGUGAACUCAACAGAUCUUCCUACAGACUGCAGCGAGCUAUACGACAAAGGGGAGAUGAACAGCGGAGUCUAUGUAAUAAAACCUAACCACUCUGAGGCGUUCAAUGUUUACUGCGAAAUGACGUCAGAUGGAGGAGUGACUGUGAUUCAGCGCAGGUUGGAUGGUUCCAUGGAUUUCGACCAAACAUGGGAAAAAUAUGAAAAGGGCUUUGGAAAUUUUGAAAGGGACUACUGGCUGGGUCUGCAGAAGCUGUACAGUGUGUCUCAGCAGGGAGCUCACCUGCUGCGCAUCGACAUAGAGGACUGGAGAGACGUCAAGCACUGGGCAGAGUAUAGAUUUUCACUGGACGGAAGCUCCGCCCACUACGCCCUUCACCUCAGCCACGUCUCCGGUGACAUGGCAGACGCUCUGGCCAACGUCACCGGGGUUCGGUUCUCAACUAAAGACACAGCCAACGACAUCCAGAGGAACUGUCCCCGGCAUUCCACAGGUGGUUGGUGGUUUGAUUCCUGUGGAGAAACCAACCUGAAUGGAAGGUACCAGUGGCUGCGUGCAAAGGGGCGCUCUAUGAGAAGAAAAGGCAUUCAUUGGAAGCCAAGCACAGGCCAAUCGCUUUCAUUAAAAACCACAAAGAUUAGCAUAAGACCAGCUCCGGCCGCCUCCGACAGCCUGUACUGACACGCCCCCGGAGACGCCACCCAACGUCACUGCAAAACCAGCUCAAUAGAAAACACUGCUGUACAAAGCUGUGGCUGUGGAAGCAUUACAUUCAUCAGUAAUAUUCUGAAUGGACAAAUAAGACAAAUAAGAUUCUGAAUGGACAAAUACCACCGGUGCUCACCAACAAAAGUGCCAAGAAAAGUUUAAAGGACCUAUAUUACACAAAAUGGACUCUUGUAAGGUUUAAGUCAUGUUCUAAUGUUGUUAUCUCCUAAAAAAUAGACAUGGAGUUGUGUUUUGUUUCAUUCCCAUACGUUUGAGUAACCCUUUAUUAUCACUCGGUCUAAAUCUCAAAAGCUCAAAAUGCUCUGUUCCACCUUGUGAUGUCAUGAACUGGUAGUUUUCAAGUUAACAGCUUCUUUUACCUUUAGUUCAGUAGAGAUUGGCAAUUCCAAAUGAUUCUAGUGAAGGUGUAUGGAGUUUAAAAACACAGUGGAGCACUUCCUGUUUUACCAUACAUGACAUCACAAGGUGGAAGUGUCUUCAGUUUGAGAGAAGAACUCAGCCUAAAUAUCCAGGGUUUGCAUCUUAAACAUGUGUGAAUGAAAAAAAACCACAACUCCAGGUCUGUUUGUGAUGAGGAAACAACAUCAGAACAGAGAUCGGAGAACAGUGUAAUAUGGGCCCUUUAAAGAUACCUGUAGAAUGUUUUUGAGCAAAGGUCAAAAUAAGUCCGCAUUGUGCUGUCUGCAUCUAAUUGAAAAGCCUUUUAUUAUAAUCAUGACAUGCGCCAAGUUACCAUAGAUGUUGUUAGCUUUACCGUCAUAGCAAAACUCUACACUGGUCCCUGCGAGUUGUAAAAAGUGUUUGUAAACUCAUUGUUUUGCGUAUUUAGGAUGCUCACAAUGCAUAAGGUAAAGGAGGAAUAACUUUGGACCACUACAAACAGUUUUAAACUGAUCUAGUUCUGUUUUUCGUUUUAAAAAAUCCCGUACAGUGCCUUUAAACUGUGCUAAUGAUGUAACCAUGGCACCCGGGUCAAUAACCUACAGGGAUCGAUCCAACGGGAACAGCAAAGUUGUCCUUAUGCAACGCUGGCACUCACAAAAUCAGGAAACCGUAUCUAAAAAGUGUCCCCUGCUGAGUGAGUGUGGCUUUUAUGAAAAUACAAAAAUAGUGUAAAGUGAUUACAUUUUUGAGCUUCUUCGCUUCAUAGAGUUGAUGAAAUGGAGUUUGCAUGUUUCCAAGAGCUAAAGGCGAUUUAAGCCACAGACUUUAAAUAAUCCUCUGCCUUAAUCAUGUUUUGUAAAUGUUUUAUUUUUAUUAGUUUGAGUCAACCGUUUGGGUUUUUGAGGGGAGUGGUCCUGUUCUCCUGUUCAUCAUCAUCUGCCAUCGCUAACAAGGUUUUCUACAUUAUAUCUUUUUUUCAGUGUUAUAUUUUGUGUAACUGUUUAUUUAAAUUGUUUAUCACAGUAGUAUAAGCCAUACGCUUAAAUUACUCAAGUUCUGUCAUGAGUCAUAUUGACUUCUGUUUUCAUGUCAUUUCAUUAUCGUACUGUAAACACAUUUAGCCAGGGCUAAAAUAAAACGUAUUUAUGAAGUCAACUUAAAAAUAAAAGAUCUCUGAUGUCCAGUGUCUUGCUGUGUUUAAAGAGUUUCA